GAAACAACUAGUGACACUUUCCGAAAUUACUCCUGUGUUCCUGCUUGAAAGCUGCCGCUGAAUUAGAAAUGCCUUUCAACCAGUAAAAAGAACUUUGAAUAAAUCGUUGCCAAAUUCGAGAAUUUACAAAAACAGAUCAUCAAACAUCAUUAGUUGGAAGCUAGGGCGACGUGAUUUGUUGUUUCAGUUUCCACACCGCAUGCAUGCAAUGGCUGGGUCAGGGGCAUUGUGGAGGCCGCCUCGUACAUGCGAAGAUUACUGGAGUGAGUUCCGACACUGCAAGAGUCUGUCGAACCGCUUCCAUCACUACUACACCUUUGGCACACACCCCACUUGCGAGCAGUGGAAAGAGGACUACGGCAACUGCAAAGAAUGGGAGAAGAGCCAUAGCUCACAAGCCAAGGAGGCUCUGCGGGAGAGUGAGGGAAGCCGUGUGGCGGAACAGAGGAAGUUCACCCCUGUGUGGGAACUCAGGAAGGAGCCUCCUAGAGACUGGCACAUGCCCCUCAAUCAGGGCAAGGACUCCUGAAACUGCGCUGCCAGUGCACACAUGCUUGCACACUUAUACUCACACACAAACGCUCUUCAAUACCUCAUCUAGUCACCUUCCAGCCGUACUAUUCUCCGUUCCAUUAACUGGUGCUUGCCUAAAGUAAUACACUCAGGACUUGACUGGACUAGUUGAGUCCUGACAGAUGCAUCAGAGGGAUGACUUCAUGGUGGUGUACCCUGGGUGUGUAUCUGAAAUGUUCCUGUUUGGGAAGAAUGAGUGUAAAAUGUUUUUUUUGUUCACACAUGUCUACAAACUAACACUAGCAAACCCUUGUUCUGGAAGAGUGCUUUAUUUCCUUUUGUCUCUCUCCCCGUCUUUGGCAGAAUUGUGAGUUGGGUGCAGCUCCAGGAGCAGUGUUAAGGUCCACUGAGGCCCAUUCUGUUUGUGCAGUUAACACCAGUCACACCAGUAAGCUUUUAGGACUGGUUUGACCUGUAGAGAUUAAGCCCUGGGGUAGGGCGCCGUACAUCCUGAAGAGAUGACUUGUAGACAUGAGUGUCAGCUUGAGCCCACAUCAGAAAGUUACUCAAGAUCCUCAAAUGCCCAUUGAAAUUACAAUUGAUUACAUGCCCAUUGAAAUACAACUGAAAUCCACGGUCACCAUCUGCCCAGAGGUUUUCAGUGUAGUUUAUAUUGAAAGUAUAUGUUGAUAAUGUA
Messenger RNA from Clupea harengus (Atlantic herring), 1210 nucleotides. RefSeq names its product chromosome 7 C22orf39 homolog (gene c7h22orf39). The record is from RefSeq and is a predicted model, not a curated record. NCBI's taxonomy places the organism in Eukaryota, Metazoa, Chordata, Actinopteri, Clupeiformes, Clupeidae.